GUUGCACUUGGGCCGGUGUUGCCCAAAGUGAACAACAAGAACUCAGCCGCCAGACAGGAAUGCAGCUCCGUAACCCUUUAACCCCAACCCCCACCAAGGGGCUCCCGUAGAUAGACUGUAGGAUGUUUUUUCAAGACUGCCUAGCACGGGCUGCUCUUAGUUGUUUCUAGACUCUCGUUUUUGAAUUUGUCAUUGUGCAACCCUUCACUGUUGGGCAUGCGUUGCAUGUGCCAACGAAUCUUGCAUACUCCAGGCGAGGAGCAGAUUCUAGAUACAGGCCUCCCUACCAAAACAACUUCUAGCAAAAAAUAUUUUUUAUUAGCUAAUUUAGCUAAACUAAGCGUCCUCGUUCUACACGGUGCAAGAGAGUAA
Amoebophrya sp. A25 is the source of this 372-nucleotide messenger RNA. The record is from the annotation of a GenBank genome assembly. NCBI's taxonomy places the organism in Eukaryota, Dinophyceae, Syndiniales, Amoebophryaceae.